Rubroshorea leprosula is the source of this 434-nucleotide messenger RNA. Lineage: Eukaryota; Viridiplantae; Streptophyta; Magnoliopsida; Malvales; Dipterocarpaceae. The record is from the annotation of a GenBank genome assembly.
UAAUCUACAGAAGUAUUUUCUCACAAUUUCUCUCUUUCUUUUCUCUCACAAAAGCACACACUCACUUAGCUCUUCUCUUGCUUACUCUUACCCUUGCUUGCCCAUUGCCUUUGUAUGCAUGGUGGCAGGAUACAAAAUGGAUGUAGUAGGCCAACUGAUUGCAGGGUCUCUAUUGUUACUUGGUAAUAUUGGGUUACUAUAUGGGCAAGAUCAAGGCUUACUGAUUGUAGUGACAUUAUUCUUUCUAGGAAGUUAACCAAAUAAACGUUUUUUUCUUUUAAACCUUUUGAAUUAGAAAGCACAUAUAUGAUUUUAGGUUAAUAAGUGUCAACGUUUUUUUCUUUUAAACCAUUUGAAUUAGAAAGCACAUAUAUGAUUUAAGGUCAAUAAGUGUCAAUGUUCUUGCUUUUGAUUUAUAAAGAUUUGAAUUAAGU